AUGCCUGAUCCAGCCAAGUCUGCACCAGCCGCCAAGAAAGGCUCUAAGAAAGCCGUGACCAAGACCCAGAAGAAAGAUGGUAAGAAGCGUAGGAAGACCAGGAAGGAGAGCUAUGCCAUCUACGUGUACAAGGUGUUGAAACAGGUCCACCCCGACACCGGUAUCUCCUCUAAGGCCAUGGGGAUCAUGAACUCCUUUGUCAAUGACAUCUUUGAGCGCAUCGCAGGAGAAGCCUCUCGCCUGGCUCACUACAACAAGCGCUCUACCAUCACCUCCCGGGAGAUCCAGACCGCCGUGCGCCUGCUGCUACCCGGAGAGCUGGCAAAGCACGCCGUGUCCGAGGGCACCAAGGCUGUCACCAAGUACACCAGCGCCAAGUAAUCGCAUUCUUCUACUUUAUUAUAAACCCAAAGGCUCUUAUAAGAGCCACCCACACUGUCUGUCAGAGCUCUAGUCCUCCUGAUAAACCCGCUAGUAUCUCUACUGUUCUCAGUAAUUAUGGUUUAAUGAAUCUCACAUGUUGCACAAACUGUCUUGUAUCUCUUCUUUGAAUUACCUUCGCCUUCUAGAUGGAUUUUUAACUGAAAUCCGUCUUUAGAAAACCUGCUCCAUUCCUCAGUACCGGAAUUACGGACGAGGGAAUGGAACUUGUGGGUCCCAAGUAGCCACCUUGGAGGUUUUGCAACUAACGCGUGUAGUGCAUUUAUAGCUGUGGUGGGAGUAGG
This is a messenger RNA of Pelobates cultripes (western spadefoot toad), 725 nucleotides long. NCBI's taxonomy places the organism in Eukaryota, Metazoa, Chordata, Amphibia, Anura, Pelobatidae. The record is from the annotation of a GenBank genome assembly.